ACACGUACACACUCAGAUCCAAACCCCAAAUCAGGGACAUAUCGUUGGAUGGAAACUCCAUUGAUCUCUUCCUAUAAAUUGGAGGCAGGCCAUGCACACAUCCCACAUCAUCCCUCCCAAAGACCUUAUAUAUAGCUAGCUGCAUUCACUUCAGUUCAGUUCUCCAUCGAUCAUUACAUACUACACAGGCUAGCCUAGCUGAUUAAUUAGUCUACUCUGUAACACACAAUUGAGCUAGCUAGCCACAAGUGCAGAAAAUCUUGGGUCUUGUAGUGUGUUCUUGCUUACCUAGCUACGUACGUGCUAGCUGCAUCAGCGUCGUUCAGCACUUCAGCUGUGUCUCGAUCAGCUAGGAAUUAAUGGCUGCGGCGCACAGCUUCUUCUCCUUCUCCGUCGAGCCACUGCACCACUCGGCUUCGCCGGUGACCGCAGGAAAUUGCAGUCGCAAAGGCAGCGGCGGCGGUUUCUUCCGCCCUUCUCGGGUGAUAUGCCCCGGCCGGGAGCCCGCGUCGGAUGAACUGUCCAGUGAUCUUGAUUUGCAGGAGGGCCUGAUCACGAGUGUGCAAGCGUUGCUGCGUCAGCACCCGAAGAGCAGCCAUGGCAUGAUCACCACCGUUGAUCACCUCAAGCGCCUCUGCAUUGACCACUACUUCCAGGACGAGAUCGACAGCGUCGUGGACAGAUGCGUGGAUCUCAUCCACACCGAUGAUCUCUUUGAUGCAACACUUUCCUUGAGGCUGAUGAGAGAAGCUGGGUAUCAUGUCUCUGCAGAUGAGGUUCUUGGAAAGUUCGCAAACGGUAAUGGUGAAUUCAACCAUGGUCAUAGCAAAGAUAUCAAGGGGUUGCUGAGCUUGCAAGACAUGUCACAUCUCAACAUGGGAGAGGCUUCACUCUACAAGGCCAAGGAGUUCUCAAGCAAGCACCUUAGAUCUGCAACAAAGUACUUGGAGCCAAACCUUGCAAGGUAUGUGAGGCAGUCAUUGGACCAUCCCUACCAUGUGAGCCUGAACCAGUAUAAGGCCAGGCACCAUUUGAGCUACCUGCAGAGCUUGCCCACCAGGAACACUGCAAUGGAGGAGCUGGCUCUUGCAGAGUUCCAGCUUAACAAAAUGAUGCAUCAGAGGGAAAUGCAAGAGGUUAAGAGAUGGUGGAUGGAUUUGGGAUUGGCUCAAGAAAUACCGGCUGCCAGGGACCAGGUUCUGAAAUGGUACAUGUGGCCCAUGACUGUCCUCCCAGGGCUCCCCUUCUCUAGGUACCGGAUUGAGAUGACAAAGAUCAUCUCAUUGAUCUACAUUGUGGAUGACAUCUUCGAUCUUGUUGCCACUCAAGAGGAGCUCUCCCUUUUCAACCGAGCGAUUAAAAAGUGGGAUUUUGCAGCUGCUGAUUCACUCCCCACCUACAUGAUAUCAUGCUUUAAGGCUCUUUACACCGUCACGAAUGAUAUCGUAGAUAUGAUCAGAAAUGAGCAUGGACUAAAUCCGAUCGAUCAUCUCAAGAAAGCGUGGGCAACUUUGUUUGAUGGCUUCAUGGUUGAGACAAAAUGGUUGUCUUCUAAUCAAGCUCCUGCACCGGAAGACUACCUAAGAAACGGCAUUGUCACCUCAGGAGCACCACUUGUGUUCCAGCAUCUGUUCUUCAUGCUAGGUCACGGUUUAACAGAGAUCGACAGAGAUCGAAUUCCUCGGAUCGUCUCCUGCCCUGCAAAGAUCAUGAGGCUCAUGGACGACAUGGGCAGUGCCAAGGAUGAGGCCCAAGAUGGGCUGGAUGGAUCGUACAAGGAGUUGUACAUGAGAGAGAACCCUCAUGACAACGUAGAGGAGCACAUGUUGGAGAUGGUCGCCGGGGAGUGGGAGGAGAUCAACAGGGAGUGCUUCUCCAAGUCAUCCUUUUCGCCAACCUUCGUCGGGGCGUCUCUCAACUUUGCGAGGAUGGUCGGCAUCAUGUAUGGCUACGACGACGAGCAGAGGCUCCCUGUCCUCGAGGAUUAUUCCAGGAUGCUCCUCUUAUGAAUGUAUAGUAUAGCGCUUGUCAUUGCACAUAAAGUCUUGUGUAUUGGUAUAGUGCAUCUUUUGUAGUGAUGUUACGAAUUAGGAGGUUAAGGAGUUAACGUCAUGCACCGUAAGAGCGUGUUUGUUGCAAGUCACUAGACAAUACAUAGAUAUAGAUGUGUAUACUAUGGGAAUAGUCGUGAAAGACAUGUAAUUAAGGGGCAUGUGUGCAAUGUUCGGGCAGUAAUAGUCAUCUCUUCUUAUUGCUUCAGAGAUAUAUAGUAUGUCUUAUUAUUUCA
Messenger RNA from Brachypodium distachyon (stiff brome), 2287 nucleotides. RefSeq names its product S-(+)-linalool synthase, chloroplastic. Gene Ontology annotation, molecular function: terpene synthase activity; magnesium ion binding. Lineage: Eukaryota; Viridiplantae; Streptophyta; Magnoliopsida; Poales; Poaceae. Bases 360 to 2009 code for a protein of 549 amino acids. The transcript is spliced from 7 exons. The record is from RefSeq and is a predicted model, not a curated record.